Molecule: messenger RNA, 2975 nt
Organism: Lolium rigidum
Lineage: Eukaryota; Viridiplantae; Streptophyta; Magnoliopsida; Poales; Poaceae
Product: auxin response factor 23-like
Exons: 15
Coding region: 212-2743 (843 amino acids)
Biological process (GO): response to hormone; regulation of DNA-templated transcription
Cellular component (GO): nucleus
Molecular function (GO): protein binding; DNA binding
Source: RefSeq, a predicted model, not a curated record
GCGGACUGACGUCGUCUUCAUGAAUCCCCCGGUAAAAAAAAAGUAAGAGGAGGGAGAGGGGGAACAAGCGGAAGGAGGAGCGCGAAUCGGAGGGGAAUUCGAGGGCGCUCGGCGAAUCCGACCAGAAAUUCGCGUGAUUCGGGCCCGGUUUCAGCGGUCCGAGUGGUGAGCGCGCGCCGGGCGUUGCCGUGGAUGUGAAGAUCUGGCUUGGAUGUCUCCUGCAGCGACGGCGGGCGGCUGCGAGGCUGAAGCAGCCGCGGCGGCGCGGGGUGGCGGAGGAGGGGAGGAUGCGCUGUUCUCGGAGCUGUGGAGCGCGUGCGCCGGGCCGCUUGUCACGGUGCCGAAGGUCGGGGACAAGGUGUUUUACUUCCCGCAGGGACACAUCGAGCAGGUGGAGGCAUCGACCAACCAGGUGGCUGAGCAGCGGAUGCAACUGUACAAUCUCCCAUGGAAGAUCCUGUGCGAGGUCAUGAACGUUGAAUUGAAGGCCGAGUCAGACACUGACGAGGUUUACGCUCAGCUCACUCUGCUUCCUGAAUCGAAGGAGCAAGAGGAGAAUAAUUGUACGGAUGAGGUAUCUGCUACACCAUCGGCUCCACCUGUGAGGCCACGUGUGCACUCCUUCUGCAAGACACUGACAGCUUCGGAUACAAGCACACAUGGCGGCUUCUCAGUGCUGCGCCGCCACGCAGAUGAAUGCCUUCCGUCACUGGAUAUGAGCCGUCAGCCUCCAACACAAGAGCUCACAGCGAAGGAUCUGCAUGGUGCAGAAUGGCGCUUCCGGCACAUCUUCAGAGGUCAGCCACGGAGACACCUUUUACAGAGCGGCUGGAGUGUGUUUGUUAGUGCAAAGCGACUCGUUGCUGGGGAUGCCUUCAUCUUUCUCAGAGGUGAGAAUGGGGAGCUACGUGUUGGAGUCAGACGUGCAAUGAGGCAACAAACCAAUAUUCCAUCUUCUGUAAUAUCGAGUCAUAGUAUGCAUCUUGGUGUUCUUGCUACAGCAUGGCAUGCUGUUAACACAGUGACCAUGUUCACUGUCUACUACAAGCCUAGGACUAGUCCAGCCGAGUUUGUGGUACCUCAAGAUCGCUAUAUGGAAUCACUGAAAUGUAAUUACUCUAUUGGGAUGAGAUUUAAGAUGAGAUUUGAAGGUGAAGAGGCUCCAGAGCAAAGAUUCACUGGGACUAUAGUUGGAAUGGGCGAUUCUGAUCCAGCUGGAUGGGCUGAAUCACAAUGGCGUUCCCUUAAGGUGCGGUGGGAUGAAGCUUCUUCCAUCCCACGUCCUGAAAGAGUUUCCCCCUGGCAAAUAGAACCUGCUGUUAGUCCUCCUCCAAUCAAUCCGCUUCCAGUGCUUAGAACCAAGAGACUCCGUCCCAACAUUGUCGUUUCUGCACCCGACUCGUGUGCUCAGUCAAAAGAAGUUGCUUCCAAGGUAGCAGUGGAGACUCAACAGCAGGCUUUACAGAGGGCUUUCCAGACUCGAGAGAAUGCAACACCGAAAACUGCAUUUGGUGAUGGCAGCGAGCUGGACAAUGCACAUAAAUCAAUCCUACAGCCUUCAGGAUUUGAACGUGAGAAAAGUAGCAUACCCACACAGAGAAAAUUAGGUUCAGAUGGUUGGAUGCAGAUGAACAGACCUGGAUGUUACAGUGAGAUGUUAUCUGGCUUUCAGCCACCUAAAGAUGUACAAAAUCAGCAGGGUUUCUGUUAUUUACCUGAGCAGGUUGCUACAGGCAAUUCAAACGUCUGGCACAGAGUCAAUACUCAGUAUCAAGAUCAGCAAGGCAAUCACAACACUUUUCCUGGUUCAUGGUCCUUGAUGCCUCCAAAUACUGGCUUUGGGUUUAACAAACAGAGCUACCCAAUGACGCAGGUGGUUGGUGGGUUUCCCCGAAGGGCUGCAAAUAUGAAGUUUGGUAAUGGAGUAUAUGCUGCACUGCCGGGCCGCGGUAUAGAGCAAUACUCAGCGGGUUUGUUUGGCCACAUGAUGCUAAGUUCUCACAUGGAUGACACACAGUUACAUGUAAUCAAGCCUCAACCUUUGAUCAUUGCUCAUGGUGAUAUGCAGAAAACGAAAGGCACCUCAUGCAAGCUAUUUGGGAUUCAUCUUGACUGCCCAGCGAAAUUGGAACCUCUGAAAUCUCCACCAAGUGUUGCAUGCGAUGGGAUACCACAAACUUCCGGUGCUGCUGAAUGGUGUCGAAUGGACGCAACUGAACUAGAAAAAGUUCCCGAUCCUUCUAAGAUUUCGAGGUCACUCGAUUCUCCACAUCCAGGUUCUGUUCCUGAGAAACAUAUCUCUUGUCAGCAAGCUUCAAGAAACAUAUCGGGCAAGUCACCGGGCGGAUCAGCUAGAAGCUGUAAGAAGGUCCACAAGCAAGGUAUUGCCCUUGGCAGGUCUGUAGAUCUGAUGAAGUUUAAUGGCUAUGAGGAGUUGGUUGCUGAGCUAGAUGACAUGUUUGACUUCAAUGGCGAGCUGAAGAGUUCUAACAAUGAAUGGAUGGUUGUCUACACUGACCACGAAGGUGACAUGAUGCUGGUUGGCGAUGACCCCUGGAAUGAGUUCUGCAGUAUAGUUUACAAGAUCUUCAUCUACACAAGGGAGGAUGUCCAGCAGAUGAAUCCUGGAGCCCUGAACUUGAGGUCGGAAGAUAGUCCUGCUAAUUCGAUGGAAAGAAGCUCAGCUGCGAGAGAAGUGCGAGGCUGCUUAUCCACCUCGGCUCUUAAUUCAGAGAACUGCUAAUGCCUUCCCAGCUGCAGGCAAGGGAGACAUCAAGUUGAUGCAUCUGUAGAAGGAAUUGCGUUUCAUAGUGGAGUUGAUGCUUUUUAUGUACUGGAUAAGCCCAAAGUACCCUAUUUGUAGAUGGUGCUUGUCCUGCUGGUCAAGUUGCACUCUGUUUGCUGCGGUUCUGCACCGUGUAAAUAGCCUCACUCAACUUUCUUCUAGUCUAAUGUAUUACCUGCCGUUGACUUAA